AUGACUGCCUAUAACUUAUCGAAAGACAAACAAAUUGAAUUAGCUCGAAUAGCUGAAGCUAUAGCUACACCGGGUAAAGGCAUUCUAGCUGCAGAUGAACCAGCAGACAUAAUGGCGUCACGUUGGGCACCAGUAAAUAUUGAGAAUACUGAAGAAAAUCGUCGAUAUUAUCGCCAAUUAUUAUUUCGUACAAAAGAAAGCUCACAUUACAUCAGCGGAAUUAUAUUAUGUCAUGAAACAUUUCAUCACACAACUGAUGAUGAUUAUACAUCAUUUCCUCGUUUAUUACAAGAAAAUGGUAUUCUACCAGGUAUUACAGUUGAUCAAAGUACAGUUGUAUUAGGUGGUACUGAUAAUGAGCCAACAACGCAAGGUUUAGAUAAUUUGGAACAACGAUGUCGAGAAUAUAAAAAACUCGGUGCACAAUUUGCUAAAUGGCGAGCAGUAAUAACCAUUGGUCCUAAUAGCCCAUCACAAUUAGCUAUCGAUGAAAAUGCAAAAACACUUGCUCGAUAUGCUUCAAUUUGUCAACAAUGUGGUCUUGUACCUAUUGUUGAACCAGAAGUAUCACAAGAUGGUGAUCAUGAUCUUGAAGUAUGUCAACGUGUUACGGAAAAAGUUUUAGCAACAGUUUAUAAAGCAUUAAAUGAUUAUCAUGUCUAUCUUGAAGGAACACUUCUGAAACCUAAUAUGGUUACUCCAGGUAAUAAAUCAACAAAACAAUAUUCAAUUGAACAAAUUGCAGAAGCAACUGUUAUUACAUUUCGUCGAACUGUACCAGUAGCUGUACCAGGAAUAAUGUUUCUUUCCGGUGGACAUAAUGAAGAAAAUUCUACAGUUUAUUUAAAUGCAAUUAAUCGUGUUGCACUCUAUAAACCAUGGUUAUUAUCAUUUAGUUAUGGGCGUGCAUUACAAACAUCGGUUUUACAUGCUUGGAAAGGUGAUAAGGCUAAUGAUGAACAAGCAAGCCAUGAAUUUCUUCGUUUAGCUAAACAAAAUAGUCUUGCUUCAUUGGGCAAAUAUGAAGCAGCUGCUUAA
Molecule: messenger RNA, 1038 nt
Organism: Rotaria socialis
Lineage: Eukaryota; Metazoa; Rotifera; Eurotatoria; Philodinida; Philodinidae
Source: the annotation of a GenBank genome assembly